AUGAAAGUUUGGAAUAUGAAAAUGCUGGCUGGUUUCCCGACAGAAAUGAAGCUGACAGAAUUUUGGAUGACGAUAAUGGAAAAUUUUGUGAAAACAAUACCGCUUGAUAUGCUUUUAGGAUUUUUUAAAGAUUAUAAAAAAAUAAUAAUUAAUAUGAAGCAAGAAUUGGUUUUAAUUAGAGCUAGUAAUGAUCUGGAUGGGGUUCUGUUUAAAGAUGAUCUAGAAAUUGAAGUAACCACGAACGAAAUACCUGCUAUCACUUUCGAUAAAAUAUAUUGGAAAAUACCCCAUAUUUUAGUAGACAUACCUCAACAGCUUGCCCUAACAAAAAUACUUGAAACCAAUAAAGAUAUUUUAAUAGGGUUCAGGAGUUGGGAAAUUAUUGAAUUGAAUUAUUGA
Molecule: messenger RNA, 399 nt
Organism: Ceutorhynchus assimilis (cabbage seed weevil)
Lineage: Eukaryota; Metazoa; Arthropoda; Insecta; Coleoptera; Curculionidae
Source: the annotation of a GenBank genome assembly